CAGAUUGCUUAGUAAAUAAAAGUGACGACGGCAUUCGGUAGGUUAACUAUAGCUGCUUGACUAUCUACUCCGUAGUCGCAUUUUGAAUUCAAAAACUUGACUUAUUAUUAAAUAGUUCCAUUAAUCAUAAAACUGGUUAGUUAUCGCUCUUACUUUUCUAGUCUUUCUCAAAGAUCUACGUUUACCUGGCAACAACAGAUAUCUCUAUUCUUGUCACCAGGUAGCCUUGCGUAGUGAUUUUUUCCCCACGAUUUGAGCGAACAACUGAAUCGCUGAAGGAGAUUUGACAUCAACCAAAGACUGCGACUAUGAACCAGAACAAGAUCCCUAUUAUUGUUCGUAAAAUGAUGGCCGCGAAAAAAGAGGCCGAAGAUACAGAACCAGCGCCAUGCGAUCCUGCCAUCGACUACAUCCCUUUUCGAAAAGAGUACUACUUUUUUUAUGGCACCUUGAUGGAUCCUGCUACACUUAUGAAAGUUCUUGACUUGUCCGAGGAACCGACCCUGCUGCCUACAAAGGUGGCGGGCUAUUACAUCAAACUCUGGGGCAAGUAUCCAGCACUCUUAGACGGUAAGCCGGGAAACUGGGUAUACGGUAUGGCCUACGAAGUUCAGUCACAAGAGCACUUGGAUCGACUGGUUGCGUACGAAACGGACAAAUAUAGAAUUGAGUCAUGCGGGAUUUAUCCCGCGGACUCUGAUGAAAAUAGCACAGAUAUCCUUUUUGGUCAAACAUUUCUUUGGGACGGGAAGCCCGAAGAGCUGAGUGAAGGGGAAUUCAGUUUAGAGACAUGGAAACGAGAGGGAAACGAAGCGCCACAAACGAAAGGGGAUAGUCUCUAAUUACAAAAUAUUCUCCCUGGGGACAUGUGCAAUUCCUGCACUAUGCUGCAGAACCAGUGAGCAACUUGGAAGGCCUUUAGCCCUGCGAUGUAAUGCAACCCCAACUCAGAGUUCUAGUACCGAAUGAGA
Paecilomyces variotii is the source of this 971-nucleotide messenger RNA. RefSeq lists its product as hypothetical. Lineage: Eukaryota; Fungi; Ascomycota; Eurotiomycetes; Eurotiales; Thermoascaceae. The coding region runs from base 309 to 842 and encodes 177 amino acids. The transcript is spliced from 3 exons. The record is from RefSeq and is a predicted model, not a curated record.